UUUAUAUAAUAUUUAUUUAAUCGUAAUAAUUAUUAAUUAUAUUAAAUUAAAUUAUAUUAUAGCUACAUCAUAAUUACUUUUAAUUACGAUUUGUACGUACAAAUAUGAAUGAAAUAUUUAAUAAAAUUGAUUUAGUUAAAAAUGAUUGUGGUUUACGUUUAAUUCAGUGUGAAAGUAUCGAGUUUGACACAAUUAAAUGUAACUAUUAUUUUAAAACUUUAGUUGAAGGUUCACUUUCUCAAUUUAUAAAAUCAAUUCAAGUUUUUCUUACAUCUUCAAAUCAUCAUAAUAUUUAUGUAUUGUAUGUAUGUUUAAGUCAAAUAAAAAAAUGUCUUCUUAUUUAUGAAUCAACUCUUAAAGGAAUAAACACAGUAUUUUUUAAGAAGUCUGUAUACAUAUAUACAAUAAAGCGUAUUCAGAAAUGUUUUUUCAAAAUAGAAGAUUAUUUUGAAAGAAUAGAUAUAAGCGAUAAUGAUAAUGAUGAAACACCUGGAAUAUUUACUAAACGAAUAAAUACAGUAUUGAAUUAUUUGAGCAAAAAACAAGAUAUCAACGUCAUUAAACCCAUUAUUAAUAAAAUAUUGUUUCAAGCAAUUACUAUAGCCAAAGUAUCUGAAGAAAUGCAUAACUUAGAUAUAAUAUCAUCAUCUAAACAGGUUAUAAAAGAAAUAGAAGAAUUAAGUAGAGAUAGUAAUCUUGGUGAAAAUGAUUACUCUUUUAAGUUUGAUUACCUAUCUUCUUUGAUAUCAAUUCUUGAAAGGCGCAUAAACUCUUCAAUUUUACAUCUUGUUUAUAAGGUGUUUUGUGAUCCAUUUUUUACAAUAAAACAGCUUAUUAAAAAAUGUGGUGAAGAUUCAAAUAUUCAGUACAAAAAAUGUGAUGAUCUUUCAAUAAUGGUACAAGAAUUAGAUAAUUAUACUGAUAUUUUAAUUCAAAUUGGAAUAUAUGCUAUUUCCUCUUAUACAGACAUUGAAGAUAUUAUUGCAUUAAAAUGUUGUAUAUCAAGUUUAGAAUUAUUGGAUAGUGAUAUGGUACCUGCCAUUGUUGGAUUUUAUUUAGAUCCAACAUCAAGUGAAAAAAAAUCUUUUGUAAAACUGCUUAUAAAUCAUUGGAUUACUGAAAUUAUUCAUUUGCAAAAGUUAUUUUAUAAAAUAAUUGAUCCAAUUACCUAUACACAAACCCGCGUGAAGAUGUUGCUUACUAUAAAUUCAUUUUUGUCAAAGACUGUAUUAGAAACUUCAUUGGUUGUUAUCAAUAAUAUUCGUCAUAAUAAUUCAAAUAACUAUAUAGUUUUAUUUACUAGCUUUUUAAAUGAUAUUCAAAGUUUUUCUAAAUAUUUGAAUGAAACAUUUAAAAGUAAAUCAAUGAAGGAAAAUGAAUUUUUUACAACUUUGAUACAACUAGAUUCAGCAUUAAAAGAAUGCAAUGCAUGUUUGAUUUGCACAAAAAAUGAUAUUUGUAAAAAAAAUACAAAUACCAUAGAUAAAAUGCUUAAAAGAUGUGAUUAUAUCAUAAAAAAAUUGAAAUAUGUUCAAUCUUCAUUAAUUAAGUGGAUCAUGAAUAAUAGUGCUACAGCAUCAAACAUAACAUACAUUUUAUCAAAAACAGCACAACCUAUUAAUAAUGUGCAGUAUAAUGUUUGUGACAGUAACAAUGAUGCUUUAGAAUAUCUACUAUCUACAAACGAAUUUCAUUCAUCAUUUUAUAAAUUAUCAGAGAUAAAAUCCAUAAAAACUAAUUGUAAACAGAUAAACUAUUUAAAUUAUAUGAAUGAUGAUACUAACAUGGGAAAUACUGUAAUGGAUCUUACAAGCAUUUUAGAUAACUUAAUUGAAACAUUUAAUCCUGAUGAUAAUGAUCAUAUCAUCGAAAAUAUAUGGAGCACAUGAUAUAUAUAUAUAUUUUUAUACAUAUAACUUAAGUUAUUUUUUAAUUAAUUUUAAAACAAGUGUAACAUUAAGUAUAAUUUAAAUUUGUUUCAUUAUUAAAAUUAAUAAUUAAAAACUAAUGGAAAGCAAGUUGACAACAUUAUGAUGGCAUCAGUUUCAGUAUUAUUUUUCAUACAUCCUAAAAGCUUGUUGCAAAUAUCUAUAAACUGUUUUUUAAAAAUAAAUACAAUAAUAAAAGAUAAUUGCGGAGCUAUAAUAACACUUUUU
Molecule: messenger RNA, 2156 nt
Organism: Daktulosphaira vitifoliae (grape phylloxera)
Lineage: Eukaryota; Metazoa; Arthropoda; Insecta; Hemiptera; Phylloxeridae
Product: serendipity locus protein alpha
Exons: 11
Coding region: 105-1889 (594 amino acids)
Biological process (GO): cell-cell adhesion; cellularization; cell migration
Cellular component (GO): membrane; catenin complex; cytoplasm
Molecular function (GO): actin filament binding; beta-catenin binding
Source: RefSeq, a predicted model, not a curated record